UCGGUCCCGCCCCGCCCCGCCCCUUUCACAUGCCUGUCCUGUCACCAACCAACCUGACCCCGUCCGAGUCCCUCCCUGCCCUAAACUUGCCUGUCCCCACAGAGCCUUGCUACAAAACAGCGCGUCCGGCCCCCUCCUCUGUCCUCCCAUCGCUGCAACACGCACACCCGGACCCAACCUCUCCCAUCUGUCCCCAGAACUACCCACCCCCAUCAGAUCCCAUCUCUGCCACAAACAUCAAGUUAUUCCCAGAUCCCUCCCCAUUCCAACAGAUCUCUCUCCUCAAAUUCCAGCUCACCAGAUCCCACGCCAUGCCUACCACAUUGCUUCCCCAUCAGAUCCUUUAUCAACCUAUCUCCACCAGAUCCUGCCACAAGUUAUCAAAUCUUCCCCAAUUUACCAUACUCAUCCCAUCUCCACCAGAUCUGACAGAUCUCUGCCUGCUUAAUCUCAGCAGAUUCCAAUGUACCAGAUCCAUUUUCCCCAUCCCAAUAUAUCACAAUCCAGCAGAUUCACAGGAUACCUUCCCAGCUGAUCCUGCCACACCCAACUGAUCAGCUCCUUACAGAUCAUACUAGAUCCUUUCCCACCCAUCUCAUCAGAUCCCUUCACUAUCACACCCCACUAGAUCCUUCCAUGUCCCAUCAAAUCCCUCUCCACAUCUCUGAGCUAAUUUAGUAACCCUCACAGGAGUUUCUAAUAGAAUUGGAGCGGAAAAAGAAUCUCUCACUCCCACCAGAUCUCACCCCACAGUUAUUAACUAAUAUGGCAGCUACCAUGGAAACACCAGGCAUGAUAAUAGGAGAGGAGGGAUCUAUGGAAAUUGCCACACAUUUCUCAAAACUUUUAAUAUAAGUUAAUAUAAGAUCCCAUAAUGGGAUCUCCUGAGACACUCAUAGGAGAGGAGUGCUCUGAAUGAUUCUCCUAGAUCCUUCCCCACAGCUCUAAUUUUGCUUCCUUGCUUGCAACCACCAAAGAAUUAUUAUUUUACAACAUUAUUUUAUUCCUACUCCUAGAAAUCCAGUGCUGUUUAGCUGUGGCUUGCAAUAUGAAGCUGUACAUCAAGGCAUAUAUGGACAUACCUCCAUGAAGGAGUGUGCAUGGUGCAGUUUUGCUGCCUGUUUUCACAGAAGAUAAUGGAAGGCACAACAUUUUUCCACAUAGGCAUAUCAAUUCUAAUGGUAGUACUGUGGCUAGGAACAUUGCUGCAAUGCCCUCCAGAUUCCCGAGGAUUUGCAAAGCAACCAGCAGUCUCCACCCUAACUCCUAUUGUCUUGAGGCAAGAAAUUCUGAAGUGGAAUGGAUGGGGAUAUAAUGACUCCAAAUUUAUAUUUAAUAAGAAGGGACAAGCAGAAUUCACAGGAAAAAGGUAUAGGUUGAGUGGUAUGGUGUUACCUGUUUUGAAGGAAUGGAUGGAAAAAACCUUAGGAGCAAGUCUGGAGCACAAAAUUACCUCUAGAGCUUUCUUAAAUACUAGUGAUGUACCCCCAUCUAUUGUAAAUGAAGAAUUUCUUCAGGAUCUUAGAGCCACUAAAAUUUCAUAUUCACAGGAAGCAGAAGAUAGGGUGUUCAGAGCUCAUGGUCACUGCCUACAUGAGAUAUUUGUGCUAAGGGAAGGAAUGUUUAAACGAAUUCCCGAUAUAGUUGUAUGGCCAGGUUGCCAUGAUGACGUAGUUAAAAUUGUGGAACUAGCCUGCAAACAUAAUCUUUGCAUAAUACCAUUUGGUGGAGGAACAAGUGUUUCUAGUGCUCUUGAAUGUCCUGCAGAUGAGAGAAGAACUAUUGUUUCAUUGGAUACAUCACAAAUGAAUCGAAUUCUCUGGGUCGAUGAGAAAAACUUAACUGCUCAUAUAGAGGCUGGCAUUGUUGGACAGGAUUUGGAAAGACAGCUUGGUGAGAGUGGUUACUGUACAGGCCAUGAACCAGAUUCUAUGGAAUUCAGCUCCCUUGGAGGAUGGGUGGCCACACGUGCAUCAGGCAUGAAAAAGAACAGCUACGGAAACAUUGAAGAUCUGGUGGUUCAUAUAAAAAUGGUAACCCCAAGAGGAGUAAUAGAAAAAAGCUGUCAAGUACCUCGCAUGUCAACAGGACCUGACAUCCAUCAUUUCAUUAUGGGAUCUGAAGGAACCCUUGGAGUGGUUACAGAAGUUACAAUAAAAAUUCGGCCAAUCCCUGAAUACAAGAAGUAUGGCUCUGUAGUAUUUCCUAACUUUGAACGAGGAGUGGCCUGUUUAAGAGAAAUAGCAAAGCAGAGGUGUGCUCCUGCAUCAGUUCGCCUUGUGGACAAUGCACAAUUUCAGUUUGGGCAUGCUCUUAAACCACAGGUUGCUUCAAUUUUUACGUCAUUUUUGGAUGGGCUGAAAAAAUUCUACAUCACAAAGUUUAAAGGAUUUGAUCCGAAUGAACUGUGUGUAGCUACAUUACUCUUUGAGGGUGACAGAGAGAAGGUUCUUCAGCAUGAAAAGCAAGUUUAUGAUAUCGCUGCCAAAUUUCGUGGUCUGGCAGCUGGAGAAGAUAAUGGACAGAGAGGUUACAUGCUGACAUUUGUCAUCGCUUACCUUCGGGACCUGGGCCUGGAUUACUAUGUAAUAGGAGAAUCAUUUGAGACUUCUGUUCCCUGGGAUAGGGUUAUAGACCUCUGCAGGAAUGUAAAGGAAAGAAUAGUGAGAGAAUGCAAAGAAAAAGGUGUCCAGUUUGCUCCGUUAUCCACCUGCAGGGUGACACAGACUUACGAUGCAGGUGCAUGUGUCUAUUUCUAUUUUGCCUUUAACUACAGGGGAAUUAGUGACCCUGUUCAUGUCUAUGAACAAAUUGAGAGAGCUGCUAGAGAGGAAAUCCUCGCCAAUGGAGGAAGUCUGUCGCAUCACCAUGGAGUGGGCAAGUUGCGGAAGCAGUGGAUGAAGGAGAGUAUCUCUGAUGUUGGCUUGGGGAUGCUUAAGUCUGUCAAAGAAUAUGUGGACCCCAAUAACAUCUUUGGAAACAGGAACCUUUUAUAAAACCCUUACUGUCUGAAAAUUUCAAAAUUACAAUUUUUAGCCUCAUUGUACUGUUAUCCCAGUAAUCAAAUAUAACAUGGACUGAACUUUAAAGCUAAUAUCAUUUAUUGGUUUUCCUCCAAUAAAAUGUAAACAUUCACUAUUAACAUUCACAGAUUUACUGACUGUACCCCUAAACCUCUCAACACACAACAUGGCAGAGGCACAUCAAGGUAUAUACCUGCUUGCAAAUGCAGAUAUAGCAUUCCAAGUUGGUUAGGCAGUACAGCCAAUGAUUGUAGUUUCCAUGCUGGAUGAAGCCAACUGUUCUUUAUUAAAGCAUCCCCUGAAAGAAGAACAAAGACUGACAUUGAUGUUGUCUUCAUAAACAGCUGCUCACUCAGCCUCUUGCUAGAGGAAAGUUGCUGGGAAGCACAUGAGGUGGAUUUCACUUAGGGAAUACUUCUGUGUGCUGAAGCAUUAAGCAAAUAGCAGUAUAAAUAUAGGCUUUCUGUUUAAAAGAUGCACCAUAGUUCUGUGGGAUGUUUGGCUUGUCAGUCUCCCUUUCAGCAUUAUUGGAAAUUUAAAAUCUUUGAAAAGAAUACUUAACUAAAGUGUAGCCUGAGUUGUAUUUGCACUGCUGGGAUAAUCUUUAAUAUGCUAGUCAGUCAUUGUAAGUUUUUGUACAGAACAGCAGACGUUUCUCAUUGUAUAUUAACAGGUUUGUUACAUAAAAUUGCCUUCAUGAACACUGC
Molecule: messenger RNA, 3730 nt
Organism: Gopherus evgoodei (Goodes thornscrub tortoise)
Lineage: Eukaryota; Metazoa; Chordata; Testudines; Testudinidae
Gene: AGPS
Product: alkylglycerone phosphate synthase
Exons: 21
Coding region: 1101-2996 (631 amino acids)
Biological process (GO): lipid biosynthetic process
Molecular function (GO): FAD binding; alkylglycerone-phosphate synthase activity
Source: RefSeq, a predicted model, not a curated record